This is a messenger RNA of Miscanthus lutarioriparius, 933 nucleotides long. Lineage: Eukaryota; Viridiplantae; Streptophyta; Magnoliopsida; Poales; Poaceae. The record is from the annotation of a GenBank genome assembly.
AUGGCGACCGGCGGGGGCACCGAGCAGGCACCGGCGGAGGCCGAGCCGCUGGAGCUCGUGCUGUUCCAGGUCGCCGAGUGCUACGUCUACCUGGUUCGCCCCCUUGCCCUGCCUCCGACACUUUCUAUUUCAUUCAUGGAUAGUUGUAGUGGAGUAGUAUCCUGUGCUCUGCCCAUGCUAGCACUCCUCUGCAGGGCGGAUGAGUGGAAUGUCAACAAAUGGGAAUGGGAAGGGGCGCUUAAGGUUGUCAGCAAGGGAGAGGAAUGCAUCAUCAAACUAGAAGAUAAGAACACGGGGGAGCUUUACGCCAGGGCAUUUCUCAGAGAGGGUGAACCACAUCCCGUGGAACCUGUAAUUGAUAGCAGCAGAUAUUUUGUACUACGCGUUGAAGAGAAUAUAGGUGGGCGUCAGCGUCAUGCUUUCAUAGGUUUAGGCUUCCGGGAAAGACCUGAAGCAUAUGACUUCCAAGCUGCUCUACAUGAUCAUAUGAAAUAUUUAAACAAGAAGAAGGCUGCUGAAGAGAUGGUUCAGCAUUAUGAGAAGCAAUCAUCAGUGGAUUACAGCCUCAAAGAAGGGGAGACAUUGGUUCUUCAGCUUAAAAAUAAAGAAAGUGGCACCAAGACAAAAUCGGCAUUUUUUGAGCAAGGCCUAAACAAGCUCUCAGUGAACGAAAAGACAAACACCAAGGAGACCCCCGUCUCCCUUAAACUCCCACCACCACCUUCGCCUGUCUCUCCAACGGAUUCUGGAGUCGCUGCUUCGCCUUUCAAAGCAGAAUUUCCUCCCCAAGAGCAACCAGCUGCUGAACCCAUGAGCAGAACCAGCGCUCUCCCUUCCAAAGGUGAACCUGCUCCGGAGCUACCAGCUGCUGCAGAGAAGAUGGAGCAAGAAACCGUGGAUGACGACUUCGGGGACUUCCAGGCUGCUGGGUGA